GUUGGUUAAAUUGUCCGCCAGCCGGAAAACCAAUCGGUUUCAUCAUACCUUCCAAAGUUCCCUUGGGUGAAGAUUUCAACGAUGGAGUUAUUCCGACUAGGAGGUAUUCGUUCAGACAGGUGAUGAAUCAACAGAGGACUCUGUCGAGGAGAAUCGGGUGGGUCAUCGAUUUGACGAAUUCGGAUCCCUACUAUUCCUCGCAGGAAUUGAUGAAAGAAUUCGGUGUGAGGCAUACCAAGAUUGCUUGUCAGGGGAACGAUUCUGAUUCUGUACCCGACAAUGAGUCCGUGAACCGAUUCGUGUACGAGGUUUCUCGGUUUCUUGAUCUUCAGAAGAGGCACGAGAACGAUCGCGAUUACGCCCCGAAAUACAUUCUGGUGCACUGUAGACAUGGCCAUAACCGUACCGGAUACAUGAUUGUGCACUAUCUGAUGCGUACUUCGCCGGAACUAUCCGUUACUCAGGCUAUCCAGAUGUUUGCUGAUGCCCGGCCUCCAGGAAUUUAUAAGCCGGAUUAUAUUAAUGCCCUGUAUGCGUUCUAUCAUGAACAAAAACCCGAAACAUUUGUUCGUCCCUCAACUCCAGAGUGGGAAAGGUCGAACAGAUUGGAUCAAGUUUCCGCUGCCGCUGCUACUUUGACUCUUGUUAGUAACGAAACAAAUGCUGUCUUGACGAAUGAUGAUGUCUUGGGAGAUAGUAUACCAUUGGAGCAGCGGGCGAAUUUCAGGAAGUUCUGUUAUCAGGCCUUAAACUUGGCUCCUGUUAUUCAUGGGAGAGGUGGUGCUGGGAAUGGGUAUACGCAAUUUCCCGGAUCGCAUCCGGUUUCUCUGAAUAGUGAGAACCUGAUAUUUUUGAGGCAACGCUAUUACUCUACCACAUGGAAAGCUGAUGGGACUAGAUACAUGAUGCUCAUUACCCAGGAUGGGUGUUACCUAAUCGACCGGCACUUUGAUUUUCGGAGAGUGCAAAUGAGGUUCCCUUGCAGAACUAAUGAAGUAGUUGUAGGUGAGAGUAUGCACCACUUCACGCUACUUGAUGGGGAAAUGGUAAUCGACACCCUACCGGACUCGCAAAAACAAGUGAGAAGCUACCUCAUUUAUGAUAUGAUGACAAUCAAUUCGAAGUCUAUUGUAAACUACCCAUUCCAUGAACGCUGGGAAAUGCUCGAGAAAGAAGUAAUUGAACCGAGGAACUUUGAGUGGCAACACAUUUCUCAAUGUAGGAACCCCAACUAUAGAUAUGAGCUUGAACCAUUCCAGGUGAGGAGGAAGGAUUUUUGGACGCUUUCCACAGUAAACCAUAUUUUGACAGAGUUCAUCCCGAGCCUUUCACAUCCGGCUGAUGGUCUUAUCUUCCAGGGUUGGGAUGACCCUUAUGUUCCCCGAACGCAUGAGGGUCUAUUGAAGUGGAAGUAUGCAGAAAUGAAUUCUGUUGAUUUUCUCUUCGAGGUGGAUCAAUAUAAUGGUGGUUAUCAUCUAUAUCUUUAUGACCGGGGCAGGAUGAAAUUGAUGGGAGAGGAUUAUGUUGUGUUCCAAGAAGGCACUGAUCCCCUGUCAUUCAUUGGCAAAAUCAUCGAGUGCGGUUGGAAUGAGGAACAACAGGUUUGGGUAUUUAUGCGAGUUAGACUAGACAAAGCAACCCCCAACGGAUACAACACCUACCUCAAGGUGAUGAGAAGUAUACAGGACAACAUUACUCAGGAAAUCUUGUUGGAGAAGAUCAAUGAAACCAUUCAGCUGCCAAUGUAUGCUCAGUAG
This is a messenger RNA of Oldenlandia corymbosa var. corymbosa, 1757 nucleotides long. NCBI's taxonomy places the organism in Eukaryota, Viridiplantae, Streptophyta, Magnoliopsida, Gentianales, Rubiaceae. The record is from the annotation of a GenBank genome assembly.